Messenger RNA from Osmia bicornis bicornis, 1779 nucleotides. Its product is annotated as stabilizer of axonemal microtubules 1-like. The record is from RefSeq and is a predicted model, not a curated record. Gene Ontology annotation, biological process: microtubule anchoring. Gene Ontology annotation, cellular component: cytoskeleton; centriole; ciliary basal body. Gene Ontology annotation, molecular function: microtubule binding. NCBI's taxonomy places the organism in Eukaryota, Metazoa, Arthropoda, Insecta, Hymenoptera, Megachilidae.
GAUCUCGUCCAAUUCGACCGGUUCCUGCUCUAACAAAAAUCGAGGGUAAAUUUGCUGGAGAGACGACGAAUAAGUUGAGCUACAAACCUACCGGACAUGUCCCUAAAGCGAAACCGAUCCUGCCUAGGCAAAGGUAAAGUUUCGAUCAAUUUUACCGAGGAAGGGGAAGCAGAUCUAAGAGGACCUUUACUUCCUUCUCGCAUGUUUAGAUCGAUGAUCGGAUCAGGUCCUAUGGACUCUGUGACCACCGUUCGACACGAUUACUCUCGGAAACACGUGGAGAAGCCGGAGAUCAUACUACCCUGCGGAAAUAUCCGUUUAAGUACCGGCAAAUUGGAGGGGUAUACUACCGCGAAAUUGUCAUACGGUGAUCCAGGCCCCACGGAGCCGACGAUUAAUUUCAAACCGGCAAGAAUAUAUUGCCCUCCGAGCGAACCGAUACUUCACGAUACUACGCAGAAAUUAAGUUAUCAGCCAGUUUGUAUCGAGGAGAAAGAGAUAUAUCCAUGGAAGCAGAAACCGGCCUACAAGUACGCUUACGUACCUCGGAUUAAAAUUCUUCUCUAUCGAGACGUUUUAACGAAAAAUUAUAAAGCCCUCCAGAUAUUGAUGUGCGCAAAAACGACGUACUCUGAGAGCUACCUGAAGAACGAGGAGGCAUGCACGGAGAAACCUAUCCGACCUUCUGCGACUGCUUAUGUACUUCCUCAAGGUGGACAGUUCGAAGGAAAGACCAUUUACAAAGAGAGCUAUUUGGAAUCGGAUAGCACGGAACGUGUGCAACCAUUUAUUCCAUCUGGCAGUAUUUCAAAAGCCGAUGGAAAAAUAUCAGGGGACACGACGAGCAAACUGAGUUAUCAGCCGAUUCAGAGCGAGAAACGUGCUCCGAUACUACCAAGGCAGAGAAACAUGAUAGGAGACGGUCCGAUGCAGUGCCAGACCACUAAUCGUUGCGAUUUUAACGCAAAAACAACGAUGCGACCGGAUCUCGUACUUCCAUGUAAUAAUCUUCGAAGUGCCGACACACCGAUGGACGACAAAACAACGGCGAAAUUAUCAUUCAUGAAACCUGAACCGACCGAAUUUGCUCGAAGCUUCAAACCCGUUGCUCAAUACAUCAGAUCGCAAGAUAAAAUCGAGAACGAGACGGUGAGCAAAUUGUCCUAUCAAUCGUGGACACCGAUCCGCAAAGAAGAAAUGCCUUGGGCAUCUAAAGGGAAAUAUCAACCACCCACGAAUCGCAUGUGCACGGAUACGAUUUAUCAAGCUAGCUAUCCCGCGCCGGGAUAUUACGAGGAAACCUGUAUACCGGAAGAAUGCGAUUGCUUAGAUACGAAGGACGCGUGUCCUUUGGCCGAACAAUUAAACCCUUCUGCGAAAGGUGAAAUCGAUUGCAGGGUUUAAAUUAUACAGAAAAUUUUGAUCGUAUCGAAUUAAUCUUCUUACCAUGAAUAUUAUAAAUUCGAUUAAUAGAUAUUUUUAUUCGGUAAGUCGAUAUACGAACAAAAUUUUAUUUUACACUUACAUAUUAAUUACUGUGUACAGGAUGAAUAAGAAUAACGUAUAUCCUUUACAAACAGUAAAAUUGUUUUCGAUAAUAAAAUAAACUCUAAUCUUUGAUAAAAGAUCAAUAGACAAUAUUAUAACGUACACUUUUCAAAAGUUCAGCUUAUUACAUACGUACAUACACGCACACAUGCAUACGUACGUAUAGAUAUAAUAUGUUUAUAUAUACACAUGUACGAUAUAUCUAUAAACAUAUACAAAUUAUAUAUAUAU